AUGCAGCCAUGGGCAGUGCCGCUGCUGGCAGCUUCGUGUCUGCUGCUGCUGCUGCUCCCCGCUGAGGCCAGGGGCCACGAGGAGCUGGCGGCACGCACCGACAAUCGUCUGAGACUCCGCUUGCCCUUCUUCGGUGGCGGCGUGGGCCAACUUUUGCACUAUCUGCGACCCCUGGAGGCCAGCGUCACUGCUCGCACGGAGCUGCGCAGCGAGCUGGACGCCAAUCAUGUGACCUAUCGCGGCUGGCAGCUCUGGAAGCUCGACUUCAAUGUCAGCAUGGUGGAGCAGGGGGAGCAGCGAUCCCCGGAUGCGCAGUUCAAUGAGGCGGCGUUUUUGCUCUCUGUCGUGGCCCUGCUGGCUGCCUGCCACUGCCACUGCCACUGCCAAGUGCUGCUCUGGCGUAGCGUCUCCGUGCCGGAGACCCUCGUGGGACUGUCGGAACUGCCGCUGGCCCUGUGGUCACUCAAUGGCAGCGAUCUAUACGAGACCACCUUCGAGAGUCUGCAGUGGCUGUCGCCCAUGGACUUGCGGCGAUUCGACUUCCUGUCAGCGAGCUCCUCGUACCAGAUCAAUCGACGCUACAGGAACAGCUCCAGUGUGCAGCGCUACUACGGCCAUCAGCUGUGGAAGUUGCACGAGACGCGACUGAGUCAGCCGCAGCUGAGGGCCUUUUGGCGGCACUUUGGCAGCGAGGUGUGGAACAUCAAUCAGGAUGGCAUUGACAUUGUCAUCGAGCAGAAGAACGUGGCAGCUGCCAGGCAGUUCAUGCAGCAGGUGAGCUUCAGCUACAACGUGAUGAUCGACGACAUGGAGGCGGCCAUUGAUGAGACAUACGCAGAGGUGGAUGGCCAGCAGAAUCAAUCCCGACCCUGGCUGGAGCGCGAGGGCAUGCUGCUGACUUGGCGGCGCUUUCACGACCAGGGCGACAUUCAGCAGUUUCUGCAGACACAGCUCGAGGCGCACUCGGAGCUGGUGGAGCUGGUGCAGAUUGGUUUGACGCGCAACAAGCGACCGCUGGAGGUUAUCAGAAUAUCGAAUGGCAAUCCUCGGAACUGGGCCAUCGUUGUGGAUGCGGGACUGCAGGCGAGGGAUUGGCUCAGUCCCGCUGCCCUCACCUAUGCCAUAGCGAAGCUCACCCACUUGUGGUCGGAGAGCAAGCUGGAGAAGAUGAUGCGCCGCAUCGACUGGUACUUCCUGCCGCUGGCCAAUCCCGAUGGCUAUCAGUACGCCCGCCAGACCGAUCGCCUGUGGACCAAGAAUCGUGGCUUUGACCCUGCCAGCGGCUGCUACGGCGUCAAUUUGGAUCGCAACUUUGAGCACGGUUGGGGUGCGUCUGGCACCACGAGUAAUCCCUGCAAGAAUCUGUACAGAGGUGCCGCAGCCUUCUCCGAGCCCGAGACGCGCUCCCUGCGCAAUUUCCUGCUGGGCAUGCGCGACCAUCUCGGUGGCUAUGUCUCCCUCGGUGGCUACGGACAGACCGUCACCUAUCCCUGGGGCGAUGCCGAUUACGUGACGGAGAAUCAGCGCCAGCUGAGGCAAACCGCACGCCAGGCGGUGCUCAAUCUGCGGCGCCUCAACGAGGCCGAAUACUCCACGGGCACCAGCUACCGCCAGAAGCUGGCGCGUCCGGGCAACUCCGCCGACUGGGUGCAGGAUCGCAUCGAGCCGCAGUUUGUGUACAACUUAUUCCUCAAGGACCAGGGCCGUUACGGCUACCUCAUGCCGCCCCAUUACAUUGUGGAGUCCGGCGAGGAGGUCUUCGAAUUUCUACGCACCGUCGCACAGCAGCUGCAGUGAGCCGAGGAGCCUCUUCCGCGCAAUUUAAUUCUAGUAAUUUAUUCCUCUUUCUUUUGUAUGACUAAAAUGCAUAAAAUAAACACUCCGUUAACAGCGGUAACUUCCAACU
Molecule: messenger RNA, 1906 nt
Organism: Drosophila guanche
Lineage: Eukaryota; Metazoa; Arthropoda; Insecta; Diptera; Drosophilidae
Product: carboxypeptidase O
Exons: 4
Coding region: 1-1797 (598 amino acids)
Biological process (GO): proteolysis
Molecular function (GO): zinc ion binding; metallocarboxypeptidase activity
Source: RefSeq, a predicted model, not a curated record